AUGAUGUCUGAAGAUGGUUCUAGUUACAACACAGAUUUUCCAAGAAACCCUCUUUGUAUCUUCCUAACUGAUUUCAGAUCAGUAUUGAAAUUUGAUGAGCUCGGUUUAGAGAUAGCGCGAAUAGCUUUACCUGCAGCACUUGCUUUAACAGCUGAUCCUAUUGCAUCUCUAGUUGACACAGCCUUUAUAGGCCAAAUUGGUCCUGUAGAGCUUGCUGCAGUUGGAGUUUCAAUUGCUUUGUUUAAUCAAGUUUCGAGAAUCGCUAUUUUCCCACUUGUUAGCAUCACAACUUCCUUUGUAGCAGAGGAAGAUGCUUGUAGUUCUCAGCAAAACACUGUCCAAGAUCAUAAAGAAUGUAUUGAAACCGGUACCAACAAUACAAAGGAAGAAGCUCAAGAACUAAUUCCUGAAAACAGUAAAGAUUCUGUAUCAGAUGAAUCGAAAACGAGUAGCGGUAUCUUUAGUGUUAGUAAACCUCCAGUGAAGAAAAGAAACAUACCAUCAGCUUCAUCUGCUUUAAUCAUUGGAUGCUUUCUUGGUGUUUUUCAAGCUGUGUUUCUUAUAUCCGCAGCGAAACCUCUCUUGAAUUUCAUGGGAGUUAAACACGAUUCUCCAAUGUUGAGACCUGCUCAGAGAUAUUUAUCUUUACGAUCACUCGGUGCACCCGCUGUUCUUCUUUCACUCGCGACACAAGGCGUUUUCCGCGGUUUUAAAGACACGACAACUCCGUUAUACGCAACUGUGAUUGGAGAUGUUACAAACAUAAUACUCGACCCAAUUUUCAUAUUCGUUUUCCGACUUGGCGUUACAGGAGCAGCCACUGCUCAUGUUAUAUCUCAAUACCUUAUGUGUGGAAUACUCUUGUGGAAACUGAUGGGUCAAGUCGAUAUUUUUAACUUCAGUACUAAACAUCUUCAGUUCUGUAGAUUCAUGAAAAAUGGAUUUCUUUUACUGAUGAGAGUAAUCGCGGUAACAUUCUGUGUAACUCUUUCCGCGUCACUAGCUGCACGAGAAGGACCUAUUUCUAUGGCAGCUUUCCAAGUUUGCUUGCAGGUUUGGUUAGCUACUUCACUUCUUGCAGAUGGGUACGCGGUAGCUGGCCAGGCGAUACUAGCGAGCGCAUUUGCCAAAAAAGACUACAAAAGAGCUGCAGCUACCGCCUCUCGUGUACUACAGUUGGGAUUGGUUCUCGGGUUUCUACUCGCGGUUAUACUUGGAGCAGGAUUGCAUUUCGGAGCAAGAUUAUUCACGAAAGACGAUAAAGUCUUACAUCUAAUUAGCGUAGGACUACCGUUUGUGGCAGGAACACAACCAAUCAAUGCUUUAGCAUUUGUAUUUGAUGGAGUUAACUUUGGUGCAUCAGAUUUCGGUUACGCAGCAGCGUCAUUAGUAAUGGUGGCUAUACUUAGCAUUUGUUGUUUGCUCUUUCUCUCAUCGACUCAUGGGUUUAUUGGACUUUGGUUUGGUCUCACCAUUUACAUGAGUCUUAGAGCAGCCGUUGGAUUUUGGCGGUAA
Arabis nemorensis is the source of this 1515-nucleotide messenger RNA. The record is from the annotation of a GenBank genome assembly. NCBI's taxonomy places the organism in Eukaryota, Viridiplantae, Streptophyta, Magnoliopsida, Brassicales, Brassicaceae.